AUGAAGAAGAAAAAGAAAGGGAAGAAAAGUGGGAGGGGGCAUAGCUGCAGAGUGAGAAUCACGCCAAAUAGGACCAGCAUUAAGACUUAUGACACCACUCCGAAGAAAUACUGUACCAAGUUUGACAUUUUGAAUCUUGAGGAACAGAAGCAUCGAUUCUUGACAUACGGACUUGUUCCAAGAUUUGAGCUUGUCGGGUCGCCUGAGAGAAUCCAGGGCGUGCUAAGUACUAAGAGAGCGCAAAUACGUUUCCAGUACAUGAAAGAAGCACGGCGAAUCAUUGAUUAUGUUCAUGAGAAUUACGGAUCUGCCGAGGAAUUCAUGACGCAGUCUUUUGGGGAAAGAAUAACUGUCGAUGAGGCAUCAUCUUUAUUGAGCAAUUAUAUUAAAGAAAAUACAGUAGAUGGGAUGCUGACAAUUGGAUGGAGUAAAGACCUUAGUUGCACUGCAAGAAUGUCAAGCAAUGGUCCACAUACAAAACUGAAUAAACCGGAAGCGAGAAAGUUUUCUUUGUGGAUCAAAGAUUCCGUGGAUAAUACGUAUCUGAGGCAGCAAGGUAUUCUGUGUCUUGCCAACCAUGAAAUUGGAACGCAUUUAUUUCGUUCCAUGAAUGAUGGUCUUCAACCAUGGUAUUCCUGUCGUGAUAAGUUUGGUUUGAGAGGAACCAAAUCCCAAGAUUUGCUGGAGACUGAAGAAGGGCUUGCUACCAUCAACACAUACUUUAAUGCUAACAUUCCAAUUUUCUUCACGCAAGCUUUAACUUACUAUACAUCGUGUAAAGCCACAGAAAUGUCCUUUGAGGAGCUAUACGAUCAUUUACAGCAUUAUUUACAACAUCCAGAACACAGAUGGAGACAUGUGAUGAGAGUAAAACGAGGAUUGGAGAAUCCUAAUGCAUUAGGAGGGUACGGCAAAGAUCAGUGCUACUUUGCAGGUACUGUUGAAAUACUUCGAAAUAUUGACAAUAUCGACUUCAAUUUGUUGUAUUCGGGUAAGAUUUGCCUUGAUGAGGUGAACCGAGUGAGACGAGUCGCCAGAACUAGAUCGCUACGACUUCCGCAUUUCAUGCAAGACAUAGAGCAGUACAAAAAACGACUCAAGUACAUGGCUCGGAUAAAUGGUUUACUUUCUGACACGGUUGGGAUUGGCUCAGCGAAAAUUAAAUCUACUCGUAGUCGAAGGACAGUAUCAUCUCAAUCACGUUCCACCUCUACAUCCACGCAUCGAACUAGCGUGGCAAGUUUAGAAACGGCCAGUCCAGCAUUAUCAAAAUCACCAACUGAGUCACCUCUCCUGGUCCCAUCACCACCUUCAAAGCCACCACUAGCUCAACAUCGCCAAUGA
Molecule: messenger RNA, 1344 nt
Organism: Saccoglossus kowalevskii
Lineage: Eukaryota; Metazoa; Hemichordata; Enteropneusta; Harrimaniidae
Product: microtubule-associated tyrosine carboxypeptidase 1-like
Source: RefSeq, a predicted model, not a curated record